Messenger RNA from Paramacrobiotus metropolitanus, 3127 nucleotides. Its product is annotated as leucine--tRNA ligase, mitochondrial-like. Gene Ontology annotation, cellular component: mitochondrion. The coding region runs from base 287 to 2965 and encodes 892 amino acids. Gene Ontology annotation, molecular function: ATP binding; leucine-tRNA ligase activity. Gene Ontology annotation, biological process: mitochondrial translation; leucyl-tRNA aminoacylation. The transcript has 12 exons. The record is from RefSeq and is a predicted model, not a curated record. NCBI's taxonomy places the organism in Eukaryota, Metazoa, Tardigrada, Eutardigrada, Parachela, Macrobiotidae.
UACCAUUGUAUUCACCAUCCGUGUCCGGGAAGCUGCGGCAGCGAAGCGGCACAUUGUUUUGGACUUCGCUACUGCUUCACUUUUGUAUUGUUUGCGUUUUCUGAACACUGUUGCCGUUUCCUGACGUCUUUGACUGAUGUGUAUUAGUUCAAGCCCGAUUUUUUAUCUUCCAAAACGAAUAUUACGCUCGUAGGCUGCAGUAUGCUUCUCAGUCAUCUCGAACAGUAGGAGAUUUCUGUCUGAACGUUGCUUAACGAAGAACUGCAGCUCUCUGGCACCAGCGACGAUGUUGCUGUUACCUCAGGGUAUGAGAUGCCGCGGAAUUCAGAUAAGGAUUUCUGCAUGUUCUCUUUGGUUUCGCAAUCCCCACCGGCACAUAUUUUCGCAGACUGGAACCUGGGAUCCUGUCUUAACAGUCGAGAAGAAGAAAGAAAUUGAGUCCUUUUGGAGGAAGCAAGUGGCCGGAGAAAUCUCGCGACCGGAGACAUCGAAAUCAUUGGGAAAGUAUUAUGUGUUGUCGAUGUUUCCGUAUCCUUCGGGACGUCUGCACAUGGGACAUGUGCGCGUAUACGCGAUCAGUGACUCUAUGGCUCGAUAUCGCAAGAUGCAGGGAUAUGAGGUGCUGCACCCAAUGGGAUGGGAUGCAUUUGGAUUACCGGCAGAGAACGCUGCCCGGGAACAGAAUGUGUCUCCGCAGACGUGGACCGAAACGAAUAUUGAGCAUAUGAAGAAGCAGCUUUUAAAUAUGGGCUUCGGUUUCGACUGGGAUCGAGAGUUUCGAACGUGCGACCCUUCGUACUAUAAAUGGACACAGUAUUUAUUUCUGAAGCUAUGGGAGGCCGGAUUAGCAUAUCGGAAAGAGGCUUUUGUUAACUGGGAUCCUAUUGAUAAAACAGUGCUAGCCAAUGAACAAGUUGACGAAAACGGGUGUUCGUGGCGAUCCGGUGCUAAAGUGGAGAAGAAGCUAUUAAAACAGUGGUUCUUCCGGACAUCACAUUAUUCGGUGCCGCUGCGAGAUGGCUUAAAGGACGUAUCGAACUGGAGGGAUAUUGUGGCUCUGCAGCAGAUGUGGAUUGGUGAUAUCUGCGGAAACGCAGUGGAAUUUGAACUACUGGACAAUAAUGGGUGCGUUUUGGAAGAUCGCAUACAAAUCCUUGUCAAAGACGCCAAAGAACUGACUGAUAUAAAUUUCAUUCUUGUGUCACCUGCACAUGCACUAUUUUCGAAAUUCCCAGAAGUAGCUGCAAGUGGCAAACUUCCUGUUACAUGCCGAAAUCCUCUUGAUGGUACCGCUGUCCCCAUAUAUGUCGAGAAAGACUCAACCUAUUUCGAUAAAGACUGUGAUAUUCGCUUGGGCACUCCGAGAAUAAGUGACCGAGACAGAGUAUUUGCACAGCAUCGUGGGUUACCGGUUUCAGACGAGCCUAUCGCGACUGGAGUAACCAUGGAAAAUCUGAAGCAGAUGGUGCGUAAACGAAAUGGACACGACUUACGCGUCUCACCGCCGCAGAGUCAUCGGUUGAAAGAUUGGCUGAUUUCACGUCAGAGAUAUUGGGGUACACCAAUUCCGAUCGUGCAUUGUCCGUCAUGUGGCGUAGUACCGAUUCCGUUCCACGAACUCCCCGUUAAAUUGCCUACUGGCAGUGCGACGCCCGGAAAAGGGAUUGGUAACUUAAAAGAUGAACAUGAGUGGUUGGACACCGAAUGCCCAAAAUGUACUGGACCAGCAAAGCGGGAGACUGAUACUAUGGACACUUUUGUGGAUUCUUCGUGGUAUCUUCUCCGAUUUCUGGAUCCGCGGAAUGAUUCUGAACUCGUUGCCAAAGAUAAAGCCUUUCAGUAUAUGCCGGUCGAUCUGUAUAUUGGUGGAAAAGAACACGCGUUACUGCAUCUGUUUUAUGCUCGGUUCAUCGGAUAUUUCCUCUACGAGCAAGGCCUGCUUCCAGAUCCGGAACCUUUCAAGCAGCUGUUAACGCAGGGCUUGGUAAUGGGAAAGAGUUAUCGCAACAGCAGUACCGGCCGUUACUUAAAACCUGAAGAGAUUGAUUUUCUGGAAGGAAAACCUGUGGAAAAAGCUACCCAGAGUCCGGUGACCGAGGACUGGGAAAAAAUGAGCAAGUCCAAAUAUAAUGGUUUGGAUCCAGACGAGGCUAUUCGUGAGCAUGGUGUGGACGCCAUACGACUUUUCAUGCUGGGCAGCAUAAAUCCGCGUUCUGAUCGCAGGUGGGAUCCAGAGAUUUUUAAAGGGUUGCUCAACUGGCAGAUGGCGAUAUGGAGCGUCGUGGCGACGUAUCUGAAAGCGUGCUCAGGCGCUCCCAGUACGCCGACUCCAGACCAAGAACGGGAAAAGUGGGAGGCGUUUUUAUGGGAUAGUAGGAAUUAUUACCUGAAAGGCGUAAAUUGGGCAAUGGAUAUUUCUUUCAGUAUGAAUAUGGCGAUCGCAAAACUACUUGGACUGACUAACAGUCUCAGAAAAAUCCCUUCUUCCAUAAUUGCGUCCAGUCCAGAGUAUCAUAAAACUCUGCAACAAAUUGUAAUUAUGCUCUUCCCAUUCAUUCCACAUUUCUCGGCGGAGCUGUGGAGUGCAGUUCGUAGCGUCCCGGCGGCAGUCGCCGUGCGAAAUAAGAAUGUUUGGGAGAUGACCUGGCCGGAACUCGACUAUUCUUAUCCUCUCGAUUUGACUAUCAAGAGCCAUGACGUCGAAGUUGCAGUCCUAAAGAUACCACGGAAAGAUUUCGAUGUCAUGACCAAGCAAACCGCUUUUAAGAUGGCAUUGGAUUCACCCAUAAUCAGAGAGAUCGUUCCUGUGGACCUUCAACUAGAAAGAGUUGAUUUUGAACUCUGUGAAAGGCUGGAAGCUUUCUUGAUUAUGCAUGACAGCAAAGUUCAUAAGCUUGUGAAAACAAAAGUUAAGGAGGAAAAAGCCGCCCGUAAAAGCGCUAAGGCGGAAAAAAUUAGAGUUUAGUUAGAUUUGCGCAGUAUUGCAGUGUGGAAUCGGCUGCUGCAUGUGCCUUUUGUGCUAAAAUCUUUAAAAACUCUCUACAGACACAUCUAAGGAAGUACUUCUACUGUACAUAUCUUGGCUGCUCAUGGAGUUAUUUCCUGUGAAAGUCGAAAUAAAAUUUUA